Drosophila rhopaloa is the source of this 2467-nucleotide messenger RNA. Its product is annotated as serine/threonine-protein phosphatase 2A activator. The transcript has a single exon. Gene Ontology annotation, cellular component: protein phosphatase type 2A complex; cytoplasm; nucleus. Bases 34 to 1326 code for a protein of 430 amino acids. Gene Ontology annotation, biological process: mitotic spindle organization. NCBI's taxonomy places the organism in Eukaryota, Metazoa, Arthropoda, Insecta, Diptera, Drosophilidae. The record is from RefSeq and is a predicted model, not a curated record. Gene Ontology annotation, molecular function: protein tyrosine phosphatase activator activity; peptidyl-prolyl cis-trans isomerase activity.
ACAACACGAAUUAAGACAGAAAUUUUCUAGGAAAUGGAUCAUAAGUCUGGAGUGAACCUCAAGCGGGUGGCGGCAUUUUUCCGUCGCACUACAGUAGGACCUGUGUGCAGGGUGCAGUCCACCUCGGACAUCGAACGCUGGCAAGUCUCGAAGGCAUACUUCUCACUGAUCACAUACUUGAACGAUGCGAGCACCGAGAUACAGGGGAUACGGAAUACCGACACCUUUCCGGUCAGCCAGAACAUCCACCGGUUGGCGGCCAUCUUCGACAGUCUGGACGCCAUGAUUGUGAGCAAUCCACCAGCGCCCGUCGUCCACGGCACCAAUGCCAGUGCCUCUUUUGAUCCGAGUAACAAGAGCUACAGGCGCUGGGCCCACAGCAUGCUGAGGGAUAUUUACCAGAUGGUUGAGAGAGCGGUGCCGGCCAGUAAAUGCAGGCAUGUGAAUGAACUGGGGGUGUAUUUAUCGGGGGCCUUCGGCAGCUCCACAAAAAUCGAGUAUGGAACUGGCCACGAGCUGAGCUUCAUGUUCUUUCUGUGCGCUCUAUUCAAGGCGCAGAUCCUAAGCCGGGAGGAAGACUUGUCUGCAUCGGUUCUGGUUCUAUUCGAUCGCUACCUGAAGUUCGUGCGCCGGCUGCAGGUCACCUAUUCGGUGACCUCAUCGAACUGGCAUGGGGGUUACUCCCUGGAUAAAUUUCAGUUUGUGCCCUUUAUUUGGGGAUUUGCCCAGCUGUGUUACGAGGGGCCCUUCUCGCCACGGAAAAUGCUGGACGAGGCCACCAUUGCGAAAUACAAGAAGGAGUACAUGCUGAUCGAUUGUGUGGGGCACAUGGCGAACACCUACAUCGGCACCUUCGCCCGUCACUCCAGCCUGCUUUGGAGCCUAGCCGCCUUGUCCUCGUGGACGAAGAUCCACCGCGGUCUGAUGUUCAUGUAUAUGGAGGAAAUCCUAUUGGACUUUGACAACCUGAAUGCCUUGCGAUUCGGUGAACUGAUGUCCUUCGAGGAAGAUAAAUCUGGCCGGCAACUGGGUAACGCUCGCCUGGGGGUGAUGUCCCCACUGCGUCGCCAAAUGGGCGAUAACCAGGACGAUCAGGAUCAGGAUCAGGAUCAGGAUCAAGAGCUGACUUCCAGAAGCGUCACUCCUUCGAUUUCGAAGAUGGAACUGAACGAAGGUGGUAAAAAUAAGCCCAUUGUGGAUGACGUUAUGUCCAACAGCGGUCUUUCCGUGGGCAGCGACUCCACAUCACUCAGCGGUGUGAGUAUCAAUCUGCCAACUUGGAUGGAUGACGGUCCGAGCAUUAAAAAGCACACGUUUAAAAAUUAAAGUAUUUGAGAAUGUUCGAUUAAAAUGUGAAUUCGUUAAGAAAAUGCAAUUCUAGCCGGAUCAAUUCAAAAUCAACUAAGCAUGACUAUUGAAUAACUUAACAAUUUUUAUAUAAGUUCAGUUUUAUCUAGUUCAAUAUGAUAAACUAUGUAUAAGUUGGAAAACAAAAUUUAAAAUGAAAGCAAAUACUUUAAAGAUAUAACGACAUUAUUCGACUGAUAUCACAGAAUCGAAAUUCAUCUAUAUGCAAAGCAUUCUAGCUACUUUUCCUCCGUGUAAUGGGAAAAUUAUGUGUGUCAUCUGCAUGAAUAUCCGGCAAAGACAUCUGCAACGUGGCAACGAUGUCAAGAGACCGGCAAACAUGGGUCCAAAGAUCAGCAGACCACGAAACCGGGUUUCAUCAAAUGCAAAACAGCAGCCAACUGGAAUAGAGAGGGCUUGGUCUCUGCCAGUGGCUGUGGAUGGGAGGUGUACCAGGAAUAUAACGCAUACGCCCCGUGAGCCACAGCAGCACUCGGGAGCAGCGGGCUGGCGACGAUGAAGUGCGAAAGCAUUUAUGCCACUGCAGAGGACUUUGGCGGCGGGACGGGGGAGUGACGCGACUCAAGUGACUCGACCAAAAGCGGAUUACCAACGCGACUUGAGUGACUUCCCGAGCAGGAGGCGGCAAAACAGCUAGAGUGGCAACAAUUGAAACGGCAGCUACAACCGCCGCUGCAGAGGCGAAAUGAGAAAAUGGAAAUGAAAAUGAAACAAGCGGCGUAUUGAUUUUUCCUCUUCAGCCCCAUCGCUUAACUCAACUCCCCGGCGUUGUGACGUCAAUGGGGCAGCACGCGCUAACAUCGCGGAGGCAGUCGGGUGAAAAACGGGAGGCCCACCACCUGAAAUCCUUGGCAGGCCUCAUUCGUGUUAUUCAAAUGUAUCAAGAACGAAUGCUUUGGGUGAAAAAAUGGACAUCCUUUCCAUUGUUACGGGAUUAAAAGUCACACAUUCAAAGUAAAUACAUAUGAGUUUGGUUUAAGGUCGGCCAAGUGCGUAUAAAACUUGAUUUAUAGGUGUCAUUUAGCGCACGAAACUGAAAAGUGAAUCGAUUUAUUAAGAUACUUAAGUUUUUCAAAAUGAACUGCAAUGUAUAUUGUUA